CAUCCAUCUAGCCAUCCAUCCAUCUGCUGCGUACGCUUGGCUGGUUGAAUUCAUGUGCGCUGCGCUCAUGUGUUUCUGCGCUAUAGUGCUAUGGUGCUAUCGUGCUGUGGUGUGCUCGACUCGACUCGCCUCAACUCGUCCACACACAUUUCGCAAGUUAUACGUGUAUAUGUAUAUGCAGCGCAAGCGUUGUAGUUGUUGUUGCUGCACUGCUGCUUGCUUGCUAUCUGCUGCCGCCGCGCUACUUGAUAUACUUCAUAGCGCUGAGUGCGAGCGCGCUCCAUUGUAUAUGAGUACAUGAGAGCGUGUGUGUGUGUUUAUCUGCCUAUCGGAGUGUCGUCGGCAGCGGCUAUUAUUUACCCCCGCCAAGUGUAGUUGCCGUUGUGAUUGACAAGCCCAGUGUGUGUUUGCCUUCGAAACGCGUACAACGUGUGCUGUGUAGAAAGCGAAAUAUAAUAAGCGUAAAUUUCCAAUUCAUUUUUGUUACCCAAACAAAAAAUCGCAACAAUAACAAUACGAAAAUUCAUUCAUUCUACUUUACAAAUCGGCACAUUCUACAACGGUAACGUGAAACGCGUUUUAACGGUAUAUAAAUAAAUAAAAAAUUUGAAUCAACAAAAUCGCGGAUUCGUAUUCAUUCACCUUGUAAACGCGAAAUAUAUUUAUUUGAAAAAAAAAACAACAAAAAACAUUUUUGCAAUAUAUUUUGCAUAUUUACAAUACGCCGCAAUAAAAGUAAAUCAUUUACAACAACUGUGACUGUUGCGCGCGCUUAAAGUGCAUAGAACGCGCCGCAAAUUAAACGCUGCUGCAUUGCCGUCGCUAGUCUGGAGCAUCUAGCAUGCAUUAGCAGGACUUUUGCACUUUUGCCAGUUGACACACAGGAUUUCUACGUAGCAGCGUUGCAACGGGCAGCGCACUGUUAGCCAUUUCGUCAGUUAGUCGCCGCAGUCAGUUAGUCGGCGUGUAGGUGCGUUCUAAGAAGUGCGCGUGAAAUUAUUGUGUGUGUUGUGCUGAGUGUUCUUCAGUCGAUUUUCGUGAGUGCAGCAGCAGGUCGCGCCGACUUAAACAGGCCAGGCAGACAGUCGUGCAAACAACUUAGCCACAGAAAACAAAUCAUUUGCUAGUUGCUGCUGCCACUCUACGCGCGAACGGUGUAUACAAAACGCCCAGCUAAAUCACAAACAAAAAUUUUCGUUUUGAAAAAAGUUACGCGUGAAGUUAUGCGAGAAAGUACAUUACAGAUAUAAAAAAUAUCUAAAAUAUAAAAAAUAAAAUUUUUGUCGAAAAAGAACUGAAACUUGAUUUGUGUGUGAAACUUUUAAUUUGCCAUAAAGGAAAAAUAUAACAAAUUUAUUUCUUUGUUUUUAUUUGCGAAUUCAUCCAUAAGUUGCUGCAGUUGACCAGCUUUUAAACAAAAUAUUUUCCAUUGUGAAGUUAAAACAAUUUUGUUUGUGAACUCUAAGCACUUCCAGCCGCUAUGUCAGUUAGUGAAACGCGUCGGUAAUUAAAGUGAUAAGCGUGUUUAUUGUCGUGAACGUCGUCGGUGAAAAAAAUCGUGCAAAACCAGCAGAAGAACUGACAAUACGUAGUGCAGAGAUUUGCGUGAACGUAAUUAAUUACAAAAAUAUAAUUUGCUUACGAUUUAUUUUUGUAGCAAACAAAAAAACAAAAUACAACCAAUAAUUUUACAAACAAAAUAAGGAGUAGGAGAUUAAAAUUGAAAAUUUGAAAGAAAUCAAGAAAUUCCUGCUUGAUAGGCGAGCGUACGAAGUCGAUGAAGCUGUGAUAUUUGUGAGCAUAUAAACGCUAACAACAACAACUACUAAAGCAAAAGAAAACGUACUAGAGGAAUUUUUCGCAUUUUCAUAAGCAAGCAAGAAAGUCAACAACAAUAACAACUACAGAGGAGGCGUUAAAAAUUUUACCUACAACACAAAAGCAACUUAACUUUUCCACGGAAACUUUGUAUACGAGCAACAACUGCAACAAAAACAACGAGUGUUAGAAAAAUAUAGGCGGUCUUGACAAGCAAGCAAAGCAAGCAACAAAUGUAUGUAAAUAUAUGACAGCUGCAUUCAGUAGACGCAAACAAAUAAAAACAACAACAAUAAGACACAGGCAAGAAGGUACGCCAGAGAUUUGCGAACAAAAGUCAAAUGUCAAGCCGCUGAGCAACAACAAAGCAACCAACCAACCAAUCCCGAAGCAAUCAAGUAUACUAAAAAACGCAAAAUUAUAUACGAGCACUAAGCGCUAAAACAAACAAAAUAAAAUAUAUUAAUUAAUAAAUAUAAAUUUAAAGGAAUAUAUUGCAAAUAUAUAAAAAUUAAAACAACAAAAAAAAAUAUUCCACAAACCAUAUACAAGCAUUGUAUACGAUUUUAAAGCAAAUUAAAUAUUAUAACAAAAACAAAUUAAAGGCAUAAACUACACAGAAAAAAACUAACAAUAAACUGUUAUACACAACAACAAACAACUGCAAUAAAAAAGCAUAUUUAAAAAAAUAAAAAUAUUUUACUUGCAACAAAUUGAUAAUUAUAUGUACGUUCCGUCGCGUUUUACCGUCGCGUGUGUCGUUCGAGCUAAUUCCAACCAACCACAAAACAAAUAAAUUGCAAACAAAUGUGCCUGUGUUGAAGUAAUAUUGUAAAAGGAAGAGAAAAUUAAAAAAUAGAAAAAACAGCAGUGUGAAAAAAAAUUUGCAUGCAUUUCACUUGCAAUUUGCAACUUAGAGUGUUGUGUGUAACUCAAACAAGUUAAAAUUUCAAAAGAAUAAAUAACAAUUUUCAUAUACUAUCAGUUAAUAGAGCAUUAAUUUAGUGGACUUGCGAGUCAACUAGAGAGCAAAAAGCCCGCACCCAACAAGCGUCGCAACUUCUAAUCCAAAGCGUAACAACUCGUGCUGCUUGCAAAAGUGGCACAGGUCGGGCUGGACAUCGCUCCCAGAGCAUUAAUGGCUCAACCUAGGUAUGACGAUGGCCUGCAUGGCUAUGGUAUGGACUCGGGUGCUGCAGCAGCUGCCAUGUACGAUCCACAUGUCGGACAUCGGCCGCCCGGAUUACAAGGCCUACCCACGCAUCAUUCACCGCACAUGACACACGCUGCUGCGGCGGCGGCAACAGUUGGCAUGCAUGGCUACCACACUGGCGCUGGUGGUCAUGGUACACCUAGUCAUGUAUCACCGGUUGCUAAUCACUUAAUGGGCGCAAUACCCGAAGUACAUAAACGUGAUAAGGAUGCGAUCUAUGAACAUCCACUAUUCCCGCUCUUGGCGCUAAUAUUUGAAAAAUGUGAACUGGCCACAUGUACGCCCCGGGAACCCGGCGUGCAAGGUGGUGACGUCUGUUCGUCAGAAUCAUUCAAUGAAGAUAUAGCAAUGUUCAGCAAACAGAUAAGAUCACAGAAACCCUACUACACAGCGGAUCCCGAAGUCGACUCACUGAUGGUGCAAGCAAUACAAGUACUUCGGUUUCACCUUUUAGAGUUAGAAAAAGUGCAUGAAUUAUGCGAUAAUUUCUGUCAUCGAUAUAUCUCAUGUUUAAAGGGUAAAAUGCCAAUAGAUUUAGUGAUUGACGAACGGGACACCACCAAACCACCAGAAGUAGGUUCAGCUAAUGGUGAAGGAAGAAGUAAUGCCGACUCGACAUCGCACACCGAUGGAGCUAGUACACCAGACGUUCGGCCCCCUAGUUCUCAAUUGUCAUAUGGUGGCGCCAUGAACGAUGACGCUAGGUCGCCGGGCGCUGGUAGUACACCUGGCCCACUAUCACAACAACCACCUGUCUUAGACACAUCAGACCCUGAUGGUAAGUUCUUAUCAUCACUAAAUCCUUCAGAACUAACAUAUGAUGGUCGAUGGUGUCGAAGAGAAUGGUCAUCACCUGCCGAUGCUAGAAAUGCAGAUCCCUCAAGGCGAUUAUACUCCUCAGUCUUCCUCGGCAGUCCUGACAAUUUCGGCACAAGUGCAAGUGGUGACGCCAGCAAUGCCAGUAUAGGCAGCGGCGAGGGCACCGGCGAAGAGGAUGACGAUGCGAAUGGUAAAAAGAACCAAAAGAAACGUGGCAUUUUCCCAAAAGUAGCAACAAAUAUUUUAAGAGCGUGGCUGUUUCAGCAUUUAACGCAUCCCUACCCCUCCGAGGAUCAGAAAAAACAGUUGGCGCAAGAUACCGGCCUAACGAUACUGCAAGUGAACAAUUGGUUUAUUAAUGCGAGGCGAAGAAUUGUGCAGCCAAUGAUCGACCAAUCGAAUCGCGCAGUCUACACACCACAUCCGGGUCCAUCGCCGUACGGUCAUGACGCCAUGGGCUAUAUGAUGGAUAGUCAAGCGCAUAUGAUGCAUCGUCCACCCGGUGAUCCCGGUUUCCAUCAAGGUUAUCCACACUAUCCACCCGCCGAGUAUUAUGGCCAGCAUUUGUAAUUAACCGAUGCAGUUGAGAGUCAGGACUAUAGUCAAAGUCAUGGGCAAUCAACUUUGGAGGUGGCGACAGCAACAGAUGUGGCAGCAGCAGCAGCAGCAGCAGCAGCAGCAGCGGCAACGGCAACGGCGGCGGCAGCAGCCGCACUGGUGUCUACACCUACACUAACAACAUAGCAAAACAAAAACAACAACAACAAAAAUGUAAACUAAAGUAGUUAAAAAUAAAAGCAAAAACAACAAACGCACCAAAAUACUAAAGAAAAAAAAAUACAAAAAAAAUUGAUGCAAAUCAACACACAAUUAUCUCAAAAAAAUGCAAACAAAAAACACUUGUGCUAGCAAAAAUUGCAUAAUCGACGAUGAAAAAUCGUUUCUGUACCCCACAAGCAUCGGCAGCUGUAUGCAACAGCGACGCAUGUACAACUUCUACUGCUGCAUAAUGGCUGGCGUAUGCAUCAGAUCCCGAAAAAACCAACGAUACACUCAUCUUACAGAACUUUGACUGUACAAAUGCUUCAAAUACGCCAAUGCACCAGCUUUACCAACACCACACACAACUUUACUAACGCCUAUCGCCUCAUACGUAAUUGGAUUCUAAGCGUUGCAAAAACAAAAAUUGCAAAAUUUUAAAGCUUUCAUACAACAACAAAAUCUAGAGCUUCUAUUUUGCCUCAAAAGUCCCUGGAAUAUUAAAAGCUAUAUGUGUGCCUAAACGAAAAUCGCAGCAAAUCUAAACAAAAAUUUUAAACUGGAACACUAAAAAAAGGAAAAAGCUUUUGACUUAGGAAAAGCUUUUGACUCCAUAGGACUUUUGUAAAUAAUAAAUGUUGUAAAAAGUUAUCGAAUUUCGAAAUGAAAAUAUGAAAAAUUUUGUUUAUGUCUAACUCGAAAAAAUCUGCAAGUUGCUAAAAUUAUAUAAUUUUUUUAAAUACUUCAAAAAAAUAGUGUAAUAUAUACAAACAACAAAUUUAGUUAAAUAUUUUGGUAGAAAUUUGCUGCAAAAGCUUCAAUAACUAUUUUAUAAAUACUGUAAAGACUUUCUUAAACAUUUCAAUUAAUAUAAAAAGCGCUUUCGAGUUUUUUAAGAGCUUUCACAUAAGCUUUCACAAGAAAAAGAUACUGCAUAUAUUUUUUCUAAAUUUCUACUAGCGCUCAACAAUUCCUGCUAUUCAACUACUGAACAAUUCUUACAACUAUAACCUUCUUUUACCGUUACACACACCCCACACCCACACACAUGCAGUCAAAGUUCAAAUCUUGAGCGUUUCACGCAGAAAGUUGUUGAUCUCCUUACUAAAUGCGACUUAAAAGCAGGUACACGGUGUAGAAGCAUACAAAUAAAUAUACAUUUAAAAUAAAUAAUAUAUAUAAUAAUAAAACUGAGCAAACAAAAAGCACUUGAAUGCAUGCAAAAUAAAAUAAAAUAAAACAAAAGAAAAUAUUAAACAAAUUGUGGCAAUAUCAGUAAAUUUAAAUAGUAAAAAUAUACAUACAUAAUAAAUGACUAAAAAAUGAAGAAAAUAAAUAAUUAUAAUACACGUAACUACCAGCAUAUGUAUAAAUAGCUACUAAUUCUAAAGUACAUAGUAACAUACAUACAUACAUAAACACUAUUGAAACGAUGAUAUUAUUUUAAAGCUUACAAUGCGGCAAACAAAUGCACAGCGCGAAAAAAAGGCAAAUAAAAUAUGAAAAAAUAUACAUACAUACAUACAUAUAACUUAAAUUAGCAGCAAAUUUCAGAGCACACAAAUUUGCAAAAAACAAAAAUGAAAAUGAAUAUGAGAAAAAUAUACAAACUGUAAAAAUUCAUACAAAAGUGCGUAAAUUAUUAGUAAUAAAACAAGUUUAUAUGUUUGAGAAAAAAAAUAAAAAAUAAAAUAAAGAAGAAGCAGCAACAAGUAAAGUAAGCAAAUCCAUUGAAAAUCCAUUGAAAUGUGAAUGCAAAUGAAAAUAAAAACAAAAACAA
Messenger RNA from Zeugodacus cucurbitae (melon fly), 6389 nucleotides. It is a transcript of the gene hth, whose product is annotated as homeobox protein homothorax. The record is from RefSeq and is a predicted model, not a curated record. Gene Ontology annotation, biological process: animal organ morphogenesis; eye development; embryonic pattern specification. Bases 2957 to 4420 code for a protein of 487 amino acids. Gene Ontology annotation, molecular function: DNA-binding transcription activator activity, RNA polymerase II-specific; RNA polymerase II cis-regulatory region sequence-specific DNA binding. The transcript has 15 exons. Lineage: Eukaryota; Metazoa; Arthropoda; Insecta; Diptera; Tephritidae.